Medicago truncatula (barrel medic) is the source of this 2465-nucleotide messenger RNA. Its product is annotated as MACPF domain-containing protein At4g24290. The record is from RefSeq and is a predicted model, not a curated record. The transcript has 6 exons. Lineage: Eukaryota; Viridiplantae; Streptophyta; Magnoliopsida; Fabales; Fabaceae. Gene Ontology annotation, cellular component: plasma membrane. Gene Ontology annotation, biological process: regulation of salicylic acid mediated signaling pathway; plant-type hypersensitive response. Bases 888 to 1901 code for a protein of 337 amino acids.
GCUUGAUCAACUAAAGUCAACAUAUCUCCUCCCUGUAUGUCUGCACAUUUUCCUUUUUCCUUGUUGCUUCCAUUCCUUUUCCCUCAAAGCUAGCUAACCUGCUCGUGAAACUACUAAGUAAUUAACUUUUCUUCAUCUUUAAAUAUAAGUGUGCAAUGCAAUGAUUCCCUCUUCUCUUUCAACAUCUAUAUAUGUAUUAGACGUUCAAAUUGUGUAAUGGCACAAUCACCGAGUGUUUCUCGUGCCUUUGGACAUUCCGGGAGGAAUUUCAAUUCCAAAUGUUUCAAGCUCUAUCAGAUGUGUCGGAGGAGAGUCUAUUAGAAUCAAUUCUGAUGUUCUCACCUUACAACUGGAAUAGACUAUCUAAUUGCUGUCUAGUGCACUAGUUCUGCAAUGUUGCACUUGCCAAGUAAAUGUGUACAUGGAUACUCCCAAAUAGGAGGUCUCAAGUUCGAACUUGUGAAAAUCAAAUUCACGUGGAGAAGAAGUGAACAUAGCUGACGGGACUACUCUGAACGAGAAAACUUAUGGAUAUCCGGUAUCCAAAAACAAAAAAUAGAAAUAAGAAAUGAUACAAGGAAAUUAGAAAAGAAGGUUUUUACAUAAAUACUUGCAUAGCAAGAAAUAGAAAAAAUAAUUCAUUAGAUUGUACGAAAAGUAGUAGCGUUGUCAACAAAAAAUAAUGGGAAAAUCUCAUUUUUUAUGAUUUUGACUGAACAACUAUAUCGUAAGAAAAAUGGUUUGUACCGAAACAGAACCCACAAUUACCACGGUUAAGUAUAACUAAACUUGUAAGACCAUGUUUUUAUUGCACUAUUACAGAUGUUGGAACAUUUCAACCGUGAAAUGCGCCGGCCUGGGCGGCAAAACUGCAUCCGGUCACUUUUAUGCUUCAUUUGGGUUACAUUUCCAAGGUACAAAAAGAUUUGGCUUCAAUUGUCCAUCUGGCUUAUGAUGGAUGGUUCAUCAAACGCUAUACCGUUGAAUUAGAAAAGUAUCAUGGUGAACUCUAUGAUCAUGUCAAAGAAGCUGUGCCAUCAUCAUGGGACCCUGAGGCAGUGGCAAGGUUCAUUGAACGUUUUGGAACUCAAGUCAUUGUCGGGGUUAGCAUGGGAGGAAAGGAUGUGCUAUAUGUUAGACAAGAAGAUACAUCAGAUCCCCAUGAUCCAGCUAGUAUUCAAAAACUUUUGACAGAAACAGCUAGCCUGAAGUUCAUGGAUUCUGCAAAUAGUCAUCAUGUGGCUUCUCAAGACUUAAGUAACAUAAAAGAGAAUCUUUUUGAGAUACACAUUAGGAGGGGUGGAAGCAGUCAAAAUAUGAACCAUAGUGAAUGGUUAGAUACUAUUGACACAGAGCCUGACGUCAUAUCAAUGCAUCUUCUCCCUCUGACAACCCUUUUGUCAGGUAUCCGUGGAGUAGGAUUUAUGAGCCAUGCUAUAAACCUCUAUCUUCGAUACAAACCUUCAAUGGAAGACCUCCAUCGGUUUUUAGAGUUUCAGCUACCAAGACAAUGGGCCCCUGUACUUGGCGAGAUACAUCUUGGUUCUUACCGGAAGCAUCAAGUGAACACCUGGCUACGUUUUAGUAUCUUGGGUCCUAAGCUUUACAUAAAUACAACUCCAGUAGAUGUAGGUAAUAGACCAGUAACUGGCCUUAGAUUACAAUUGGAAGGGAGUAGAAGCAACCGGUUGGCCAUUCAUCUGCAGCAUCUAGCUUCCUUACCCAAGUCCUUACCACUUGCAGACAAUGCAAAUGCAUAUUUAUCUUGUGACUCAUACAGCUGUACCUUCCAUAAGAAAGUGAAACGGAACUGCUUUUCAUAUGUUUGCACCGCUCCCGUUGAAUCGGAUGAUAGCCUUUCCAUUGUCACAGGAGCUCAGUUACAAGUUGAAAAGAAGUGACUCCUUUUACGGCUGCGCUUUUCCAAAGUUAUUGGUGCUACGCUUCAGAAGCCACCUGAGUGGGAUCAAUCCCCCAAUAGUGACCUGUCCAGGAGCAAGUUUUGGGACAUCACUUCUUGUAUUCCCAAAGGGGGACAUAGGAAUUAGGAAUCAUCCAAAGCCUGGAGACGUGACCAUUGGUUCUGCUGUAUAUCCUACUGGCCUCCCCGUACCAAUAAAUACACCUAAGCUUCAAAGGUAUGUGGAUCCAACAGAAAUGAUCAGAGGACCAGAAAACGCUCCAGGAUAUUGGGUUGUGUCCGGAGCAAAGCUUUCUGUACACAAUGUGAAAAUAUAUCUCCUUGUUAAGUAUUCACUAUUGCGCUUUGUUAUACAGUCUGAGAUCAAAGCUUCCUAAAAGUGCUUUAAUGCUCAGUAGACCGAAGUUUGUUAAGUGCCACACUGGCUGCCAAGUUAGCUUAUUUGGUGAUGUUUUGCGCCAGAAGUUGUAUUGGUUUUAUUGGCACAUGUAUAUGACAGAGUGUCUUUGACAACAUUGAUGUGUAUAAAAUUUGAGUUUGUGAA